Messenger RNA from Coregonus sp. 'balchen', 1995 nucleotides. Lineage: Eukaryota; Metazoa; Chordata; Actinopteri; Salmoniformes; Salmonidae. The record is from the annotation of a GenBank genome assembly.
AUGGAGGAGCUGGUGAUCAAGGGGGACUGGGUCUCCCCACUGCCGGCGUCUCCAAAGAAGAGAGGGAAGAGGAGGGGAAGAUCCUCAGACAGGAAGAGGGAAAUGGGUGGUGGGGGAGAGGGGGGGGGGCAAGCGUGUCAUGGGGGAGAAGGGCGCUGUGGGGGAAGAAUCUCCUCUGUCCUCGCUGCCCCCCCCCCCACAAUGCACAGGGGGGGAGGGCUCAGGAUCCCCUGCACUGUUCCCAACCUGUUUUGAGAUUGGGGUUUUGGAGGUGGAUGGUGGUGAGCCCAGGAUGCAGGGAACCCAGGAGCCAAACACCAUUCCUGCAUCCUGGGUUGGAGAGAUGGAGGGGAGUGGGGGGGCAUCUGGGGUGGAGUCGGAGUCCCUACAGGAGGAGAUGGAGCAGGGGAACAUCAGGUGAGCCUCCUGUUUAGUUUUUUGGGGUUUAGUAGGUUGUAAUUUGUGAAAUGUAUUAUGGCAGGGAUUAUUUUUGUUACUUUAAAUGUGAGGGGAAUAAGGGAGGAUGUUAAAAGAAGGGCGGUUUUGGGGUAUUUAGAGGGGGUGGGUUUUGAUGUUUGUUUUAUACAGGAGGUUCACCUAAGGGAUAGUGGGGAUGUAAUAAGGUUUAAGAGGGAGUGGGACAAGGGAGAGUCGGUUUGGGGUAUAGGGGGGUGCACUCAUCGGGGGUAGGGAUUUUGUUUGGGAAUAGGGAGGUGAAGGUGGAGGGCACUUUGGUAGGUAUGUGUCAGGCGUCAGUGUGUAGCGGUAGGAUGGAGUCAGGCGCAGGACACAGAGCUAGUAGCCAACGUACUUUACUCAUGAAAAUAAAUUAACAUAAUCUCCACGCAGGGAGGACAAAUCCCGCUCACCAGUCUAUGACACCAAACAUAGAACAAACACGCACACAACACAGUGGGAGACAGAGGGUUAAAUAGGGAACAAAUCAUGAACAUAAUGGGAACCAGGUGUGAACAAUAAAGACAAAACAAGUAGAACACAGAAACAUAGAUCGGUAGCAGCUAGUACUCCGGUGACGACGAACGCCGAAGCCUGCCCGAGCAAGGAGGAGGGCCAGCCUCGACAGUACAGGGGAGGGUUUUGGGGGUGGAUGUCACAGUAAGGGAUGAUAGAUAUAGGGUAAUUGUGGUGUACAGGCCACAGUUGGCGGCAGGCAGGAGGGAGAUGGUGGACUGCCUGGCGCCGCUGUGUGCCACGAAUAGACACUUGGUGAUAGGGGGGGAUUUUAAUAUAGAUAUAGGGAGGGGGAGGGACAGUAGUGCAGGUGCCAUCGCCGGGCUAAUGGUCGUGCCAUGGUCUGGUAGAUGGGGGCCUGCACACUGCUCCGACGAUGGCAGGUCCAACAUGGCGCAACUCCAGAGGGGUCGAGCGGAGGCUCGACUAUAUUUUUCUGGGCGUUUGUUGCCUGUGUUUUUUUGGGGGGAUCACGACGGGGUGCUGCUGCAGGUGGGGGCACCAGUCUGCCUCUUCGGUAGGGGGUACUGGUAGUUAAAUAGGGAGGUACUGGAUGAGCAGGCUUUCGUUAACAGUUUUGUUGAUUUCUUUAGGGGGCUUGAGGGCAUCCGGUCCAUCUGUGAGGGGGUGUUAGAGUGGUGGGAAAUAGGAAAGGUGAGGAUUAGGGUUUUUAUAAUAGGAUAUUGUAAGAGGAAAAAGAGGGAGGAAAGGAGGGAGGUGGAUCACAUCAAAAGGCUGCUCAAUCUCGAGCUCGAGGCGGGCAACCUCGGCGGGUCGGUAGACUGGGAGAGAUCCUCUGCCCUAAAGGCACAAUUUAGGGAGGUGCAUGAGCGGAAGGCUCGCGCUUUCCUGGAGCGUGCGCAUAGUGGGUUUUUAGAACAUGACGAGACUUGUUCCGCUGUGUUCUUUAAAUCAGUUAGGGGAAGACAGAGUAGGAAGGUAAUGUACGGGGUUAGGGAAGAAAACGGUCGAGUACUGAGAGAAACUGAGGAAAUGGUCAAGGUGACCACGGAACAUUUCUGA